UCCUCGUCCGGUCGUCCUGCCCGCGCGGGGUAUACUUAAUGGAUUGCGGCGUUUGGUAGGAACUAUUGCGAAUUGCCCAAAUGCCAGGCCCUGCUAAAUCCAUCAAAUUAGCCAACCCAUCUUCUUCUCCUUUGUAAAUGAUUCUCACUCAUGGCAUUGGUCCCCUUGAUUCUUCUUCUCCAGCUUACGCCUGGCAAAGGGGCGGCACGAAGAGAAGGAAUCGAUCAGUCAUGCUCUCAUGCCUGCUACUGAUAAACAAUCUGGGAAGAAAUCGCAGUUUUCAGUGGGGACAUGAGGGGGUUUUCAUCGUUAGCAUCACCCGCCCGGUUGUCAUCUGCACUGAGAAAUCCUCCUGAAGCAGCCCAGUCUCUUCCAAAGGAAGCCCGAACUUCUUUAAAAGGUGAGCCCUCACUUAAUCGUCCGAAUAAAUCAAAAGGUGAUACUACCAAAGUUGAUCAUGCAUAUAUUUCCCAAGUAUUAUCGAGAGCCGACUGGGUGUUACUGCUAGGACACGAGCUAAACGCUAAGAGGAUCGUUCUUAAUUCUCAUUCAGUUAUUAGUAUCUUUCAGAACCUGGAAAACCCAUCACACUCUAUAAAGUUUUAUGCUUGGGCUUUGAAUAUCUACCCUGCAUUAGCAGAGAAUCAGUCAGUUAGAGGUGUUUUAUCGAACUCAUUGUAUCGUAAAGGGCCGGUCAUUUUAUCUGUUGAACUGAUUCAGGAUAUUCAAAAGUCUGGUUUUCGGAUUACUGAAGACCUGCUUUGCUUAUUGAUUGGAAGUUGGGGGAGACUGGGGUUGGCAAAAUAUUGUUCUGAUAUUUUUGGCCAAAUCUCAUAUUUAGGUCUUUAUCCAAGCACAAGGUUAUAUAAUGCUCUUAUCGAUGCACUAGUGAAGUCCAAUUCCGUUGACUUGGCAUAUCUUAAAUUUCAACAGAUGACAGCUGAUAAUUGUCAUCCGGAUAGAAUCACGUACAAUAUCCUUAUUCAUGGCGUUUGCAAAGCUGGUGUGGUGGAUGAGGCACUUCGCUUAAUGAGGCAGAUGGAGGGCAGGGGACAUUUCCCCAAUGUUUACUCAUAUACGAUCCUAAUUGAUGGGUUUUGUAAUGCCAAGAGAGUUGAUGAGGCCUUCCAAGUACUAAAGACAAUGAAGGACAAGAAAGUGUAUCCAAAUGAGGCAACUAUCAGAACAUUGAUUCAUGGGACUUUCCGUUGCCUAGAUCCAAGUAAGGCUCUUGAGUUACUAUCCAAUUUGCUUGACAUGACACCCAACUAUUUUAAGUUAGUUUGUGAUACUAUACUUUAUUGUCUCACAAAUAAUUCUAUGACGAGAGAGACAAUCAUGUUUUUCAGAACGGCACUGGCAAAAGGUUAUUUCCCUGACAAUUGCAUAUUCAAUGUCAUAAUGGCUUGUUUGGUAAAAGGACCAGAGCUUCUAGAGACAUGUAAGAUAUUUGAUAUUUUCAGAGAAAAAGGUGUGAAGCCAGACAUAGGUACUUAUCUUGCACUUAUGGAGGCCUUAUACAAGGAUGGAUAUACGGAGGAUGGGGAUCGGAUUCACAAUAAGUUGUUGAGGGAUGGGCUAAUUACUACUGUCUUUUCAUAUAACAUGCUAAUUGAUUGCUUCUGCAGAGCCAAAAUGAUUGAUAAAGCAUUGGAAACUUUCAUCAAUAUGCAGCAUAAAAGGCUUACUCCUAAUCUUGUUACUUUCAAUACCCUUAUUAAUGGGCACUGCAAGGUUGGAACAAUAGUUAAGGCCCAAGAGCUUCUGAAGAUGCUCUUAGAAAUUGGAGUUCAACCUGAUAUUUUCACAUUUAGUUCUAUAAUUGAUGGGCUCUGCCGCGUACGCCAAACCGAGGAAGCCUUUAAAUGCUUCACUGAGAUGAUUGAGUGGGGUGUCAGUCCGAAUGCUGUCAUUUACAACAUCUUAAUUCGGUCUUUAUGUGCGACUGGGGAUGUUGCAAGAGCUAUGAAACUUAUAAGAAGAAUGCAAGAUGAAGGACUAAGGCCUGAUACAUUCUCCUAUAAUGCUCUGAUUCAAAGUUUCUGUAGAAUGAACAAGAUCGAGAAAGCUAAAAAGGUUUUGGUUUCUAUGUCAAAGUCUGGUGUGAGACCUGAUAAUUACACAUAUAGUGCUUUUAUGGAGGCACUAUUUGAAUCUGGGAGAUUUGAAGAGGCCAAGAAGAUCUUUUACUCAAUGGAGGAAAACGGACACUGUCCUGAUUCAUAUAUAUGUAACUUAGUGGUUAAGAAGUUGGUUGAGAAAAACUGCUUUGAAGAGGCUCAAAUCAUUGCAGAAAGAUGCAAACAGAAGGGAAUAUCCUUGAACUCUGUUCCUAUCUUGUAGACUGCAUAUUGACCAGCUUAAGAGAUGGUGCUAUAUGAAACGGAGGAGAGGAGAGGGUACUAGUUACUUUUCAGAUGUUUUCCUCACAUCUAUGGAUAGUAGCAGGCAUUCUCUUGAGACGAGGGAGAGUAUGGAAAACAGAUAAGAUACUUUAUUUGAAACAGGAAGCUUUAUACUAGGGAGCAUUGUCAGAACUAUUCAGACAAGAUCUAUUUGGAAUUUAUAACAUUAUAUUUAUCCUGCAUGUUGUUGACUGAAUAAUAUCUUCCACAUAGAUUUUAUCAUUCUAAGCCACUGGAUGUGGUCUGCUGGUGAAGUGUAUUGAAACUUAAUGAGAAAUCUUAGAGUCAAACAAUAAAACCCUUUCUCACACUGAAGAAUAAG
Neltuma alba is the source of this 2727-nucleotide messenger RNA. Its product is annotated as putative pentatricopeptide repeat-containing protein At3g16890, mitochondrial. Gene Ontology annotation, molecular function: protein binding. The transcript is spliced from 2 exons. Lineage: Eukaryota; Viridiplantae; Streptophyta; Magnoliopsida; Fabales; Fabaceae. The record is from RefSeq and is a predicted model, not a curated record. Bases 292 to 2343 code for a protein of 683 amino acids.